AGCAGCUGCUGGACUCGUUUUCCAAGAUCCAUCAAAAAGCGUCCCACCCCCAAAAUACAAUCUCUUCCAACCCCAACGCCCCUUUACACCACACUUCACACUGCCAUCGGUGCUCCGGGGUGUUUAAAACGGAAGGGGGGAAUAAAUAGUAGUUGCUCCUGUGGUGUGUUUUACAUGAAAGUAUGGACUCCAAGAGUGACAUUUUGGACAAAUUGCGGCGGAGUUUCCGUUCUGGCGUCACGACGUCGGAGCAGUUUCGGGGGGCUCAGCUCUCUCAGCUCAUGUCCAUGAUUAAAGACAACGAGGAGGAGAUUUUACAAGCAUUGCACAAGGACCUUGGGAAGCCCAAAUUUGAGGCGAUCCUGGCCGAGAUUGAUAUCGUGAUCAAUGAGCUGCACUAUGCCAUCGAUAACCUGCACAACUGGAUGCAGCCGGAGUAUGUCACUAAGUCUCUGGCCACAAAAUUUGAUGACUGUUUUGUGCGGAGAGAACCGUUAGGGGUUGUGCUUAUCAUUGGACCAUGGAACUACCCGCUGCAGCUGCUUAUCUUACCCAUGGUUGGUGCCAUUGCAGCAGGAAACUGUGUGAUCAUCAAACCCUCUGAGGUCAGCGCUGCCACGGACGAGCUGAUCGCAGACCUUAUUCCUAAAUACCUGUCACAGGACUGUUAUGCGGUGGUUCGUGGUGGACCAGAAGAGACAAAGGCUCUUCUGCAGAAUCGCUUUGACCAUAUCUUCUAUACCGGUUCUCAGGCUGUGGCCCGCAGUAUCCUACAGCAAGCCUCAGUCCACCUGACCCCAGUUACAUUAGAGCUUGGUGGCAAGUGCCCAUGCUUAAUUUUUGGACAAGUCGGCAUUGCGGCGGCUGCCCGUCGCUUAGCAUGGGCCAAGUUUUUCAAUGCGGGACAGAGCUGUGUUGCACCAGACUAUGUACUGUGCUCUCAGGCGACAUGUGAUGCCCUUCUCCCAGCUCUGCGUGAAGCACUGAAGGAUUUUUAUGGAAACACGCCACAAACAUCUCCCGACUUUUCUCGCAUUGUGUCACAGCGACACUGGACUCGUCUGACAGAACUACUGAAGAAAUCCAGCGCCAAGGUCGUCGUGGGAGGAGAAAGCGACCAGGAGGACAAAUAUAUUGCUCCUACAGUGUUGGUGGAUGUGGCUGCAGAUGACGUGCUGAUGGAAGAAGAAAUCUUCGGCCCCAUUCUUCCUAUUGUUACCGUUGAGUCUCUGAAAAAAGCCAUUGACUUUGUCAAUGGCAUGGAGAAGCCAUUGGCCCUCUACGUUUUCUCCGAUGAAAACUCCGUUGCAACGACAGUGCUGGAGAAAACCAGCAGUGGAGGGUUCUGCUCAAAUGAUGGCAUUAUCCACAUGACGCUGCCAGGACUGCCUUUUGGCGGAGUGGGGGCCAGUGGCUGGGGAUCCUAUCACGGUCGCUGGGGCUUUGAGGCCUUCAGCCACCGGCGGGCCUGCAUGAUGCGUGGCUGGGCCAUGGAACGACUAAACGGCCUGCGCUACCCGCCCUACCGAGACGAUAAACUCAGCUGGCUGCGCUGGACCGCCUCACCCAAGAAGUCUUGCUCACUUAUGUGACAGCAGACAGGCAAUAAUGACAAUAGGCAAGUGGAGUUUUGUCUAAAAUCUGGGAUCAAAACAUUUGAAAGUGUUUGUGGGUAUCGCCUAACUUACUGAUUACCACGUGAUGUUCUCUCAUUUUAAAAUCAUAAGAAAGUCUGCGUUUGUAUCUCAUAUGGACUUACUUUUUAAUGCCACCUUUAUUGUGUAUAUAAUAUUCUACAGAGAAUGUAUGGCUUCCAAAUGAUUAUGUAAUGACCCCUACAGCAAAAUGAAACGCAUUAACUAGCUUUAAAAAAAAAAAAAAGCCUUUAUUAUAACCAAAGACCAACUUCUGACAUUUCUGCUGAUAAUGAUCAUUUUAUUUGGAUGUUAACGAGGAUUUAAUGCACAUUUGUUUUAAGGUUACUUUGUCAUUAGUCUUUCAUUUCCCUUCAUGUCAUUUACUGGAGAGGAGAUUCAGAAAAUAUUUCUUUAUUUUAAAUGGAAAUUUUAGUCAUACAUAAAUUGCACGACCAUCGCCAGUGUGUAAAUAAUCCAUCUGCAAUCAAUAAAAUCAUAGGUCUUUUUCA
Entelurus aequoreus (snake pipefish) is the source of this 2146-nucleotide messenger RNA. RefSeq names its product aldehyde dehydrogenase 3 family, member B1 (gene aldh3b1). The coding region runs from base 183 to 1592 and encodes 469 amino acids. Gene Ontology annotation, cellular component: cytoplasm. Gene Ontology annotation, molecular function: aldehyde dehydrogenase (NAD+) activity. The transcript is spliced from 10 exons. The record is from RefSeq and is a predicted model, not a curated record. Gene Ontology annotation, biological process: aldehyde metabolic process. Lineage: Eukaryota; Metazoa; Chordata; Actinopteri; Syngnathiformes; Syngnathidae.